AUGUCCCGCCAAGGGGAUCGCAUAGUCACCGGAGCUAUAUACCUCAGGAAUAGCGUGACGGUUUGGGACGCGGUAACCGGCCAAAAGCUUCUUACAAUCGACGACGAGAGAAAGCCGACAAGCCCUGUAGCAUUCUCCCCAGACGGUGCCGAGGUGCUGGCGGUUUGCCAGGGGGACCAAAUGGCCCUCGCUUUCGACUCGCGGACGGGCCAGCCACGCCACACCUUCGAGCUGUCAUACGUGCCCCAUCGUGUUGCAUACUCUCCGAACGGAGAUUACGUUGUUUUUGCAGAUGAUCGCGGUAGUCUCGAGGUGUAUAACGCGAAGUCUCGGACGUUCGUCGGAAAGAGCGAAGGAUUCGGGGACGAUGCGGUACUGGAGGAACUUGUUUUUUUACCCGACAGCCAGACUAUCCUGUCGCACUUCUCGAUGACCCCGGACUCUCAUGAGCCUCUCCGUCUAUGUAAUAUCCAGGAUGUAGUGCGAGUGCGAUAG
Messenger RNA from Phanerochaete carnosa HHB-10118-sp, 495 nucleotides. RefSeq lists its product as uncharacterized. The transcript has a single exon. Gene Ontology annotation, molecular function: protein binding. The record is from RefSeq and is a predicted model, not a curated record. The coding region runs from base 1 to 495 and encodes 164 amino acids. NCBI's taxonomy places the organism in Eukaryota, Fungi, Basidiomycota, Agaricomycetes, Polyporales, Phanerochaetaceae.